UAAGCCCCCUCAACAGUGAGGGGUGAACAACAGGCUUGAAAGGUCAGGCAAGAAGAGUCUUGGGCUGCAGGGAGACAGAUUAGACCCGAAAACGUGUAACUGAGUAGAAAGGAAAGGAGCAAUUAAGAGAUCAAUGCAGGGGCAGGGAGCGGGGGUAGGGGAACAGUUCAGCUAUCACGUUCUGUUCCUCUCCUCUGGGAUUACAGCAGAAGGGAUAGAAGUUAGAAUUCUGGAAGAAUGGAACUAAGUCAGGCUGAUUCAGGGUCAAGGAGUGGAUGGGGGUGCCGAGAGGAGAGUCCUUAGCACGGAGGAGCAGUGGAGGGAGGCAGACACUGGAGGCUUCUGGGUUCAGUAACAGGGGAGAAGUACUGACCCUCACUUGGUAUGAAGAACAGUGUGAUGGGGUAGCUCCAGCAUCCCACUUGGGGCAGUUGCCAUGGGAUGGGGGACAGAGGGAGAAGGGAGGACUAGAGGGGAUGCUAGAGUCGCCUCCCAAACCUCAGGGUCUCAGCCUGGUCGCCCAGGUGGUGGGAAGUGCAGAGAGAUCCCUAGCUAAAAUUAUUCUGGCCUGGCAGUCAAGCUUGAGGCUUUAAAGGGCAAGGACCUGGUGGAUGAACAAGGAGGGGAAAGAGACCCAGGGGUCCAUACCUAUUGAGCUAGACCUGGCAUAGAAAAUCUGUGAAAACCACAUGCAACAUUCUUUUGGAGUGUGCAGCUCAAAUGCAGUUGGAAAGUGGGCUGUUGGACAACUUGAGCUUGCUGCUGGGUUUGUGGCUUGCGUGUGUGUGUGUGUGUGUGCGCGCGCGCUACAGUCUCCAUCCUACCCCCACUCCCACGCUCCCCCCUCCCCUCCAGCCACCCUGGGAUUGGUGACUCUCAGCCCCUCCCCUCAGCUCCCCCAGACCCUCCCAGAGCCUUUAUCAGGGAGCUGGGACGGAGUUCCUGCCACAUUCCCAGAUCCCUUCCACGCCCCUUCUCUCUUCAGGUGACUCCUCCAGCGGCAUCAGCGAGUGUGGGGAGUGGGCUGAGCUCCCAGCUUCCAGCCAGCUCCCUGAUCCUGCCAGACUGUUUGGCCCAGGCUCAAAGCUGCCCCACAGGUAGGCAUGAUUGAGCGAGGGAGUGGGAAAAUGUUGGAUGGACUGGGAGCUGGUGCCUAGGGGCAGGGGCCAGAGUCAGGAGGGAGUGAAGGAGGUGACUACCUCUGACAGGGAACAGAGUACUGGGAAGUUGAGCAGAAAGCACCAGUGGUUAAUGUUUGGAGCCUGUGGAUGCAGACUGAUUCUUCUACACCAGAAAGUUUUUGCCUAAGUCUCGGGGUUACCUAAUGUCGGAAAAUAGCAUCCAGGGUCCCUCCUCAAGCCAACUAAGGAAAUAGUGCCUGCCCUAUUGUGCACGUCCUGUAAGUCUAUCCUUGGGUGCCUAGAGUCCUCCAGCACCAUUGCCUUAUUGCUCAUUGCCAGGUACAUGUCCUAGGGAGAUGUCUGAUGGGAAACUGAGCCCAAGGGAUGUAUUCCCUGCUCAGAGAUACUCUUCACUGGUUCCCAACACCAGGGGCUUGGGAGGGAGAGUUGGGGGCUGGGGGCACAGGGUCAAGUCAAGCUUCUCCUCAUGAAUGUCUCCUGCGUUUGCACCAGGGCUGAGAACCCUGCCUGCAUCCUCCUUCUUCCCUCCCUUUGCCAGUCUGGCCCUUUGCCCUCCCAGGCACCAUGAGGAGCACCCUGCUGUUUGCAGCCAUCCUGGCCGUCAGCCUGAUCCAGAGCUGCAGGGCUGCCUGUGAGGAGUCACAGGAGCAGGUGGUGCCUGGCAGGGGGCACAGCAAGAAGGACUUGGAUCUCUACCAGCUGCCCCCGUCGUUGCUCCGGAGACUCUUGGACAGCCGCUCAGUCUAUCUGGAUGGGUUGCUCAAAAUGCUGAGCAAGGCCAGCCUGGGUCCUAAGGAAUCAUCACUUCCCCAGAAACGUGACAUGCAUGACUUCUUUGUGGGACUGAUGGGCAAGAGGAACAUCCAGCCAGACACUCCUAUUGAUGUGAAUCAAGAGAACAUCCCCAGCUUUGGCAACCUCCAGUAUCCCCCCAAUGCAGAAUGA
This is a messenger RNA of Loxodonta africana (African savanna elephant), 2087 nucleotides long. It is a transcript of the gene TAC3, whose product is annotated as tachykinin precursor 3. Bases 1707 to 2087 code for a protein of 126 amino acids. The transcript is spliced from 5 exons. The record is from RefSeq and is a predicted model, not a curated record. Gene Ontology annotation, biological process: positive regulation of blood pressure; tachykinin receptor signaling pathway. Lineage: Eukaryota; Metazoa; Chordata; Mammalia; Proboscidea; Elephantidae.